AUGAUAUGCAUCGCGCCUUUGAUGCCCAGUUGCUCGGAAACGUUUCCACACGCCAUCACAGUGGGCCGCCACGUGUGUGAUUGUGAAGUGUCUGACGAAUCUUGGCAUACUUAUUGGGUGCUGGGAUAUCCGAUGUGCGCACAUGUCUGGAUUAGAAUAAUCAGGGAGCAGGUGGCUCAGUGA
This is a messenger RNA of Blumeria graminis f. sp. triticale, 183 nucleotides long. Lineage: Eukaryota; Fungi; Ascomycota; Leotiomycetes; Helotiales; Erysiphaceae. The record is from the annotation of a GenBank genome assembly.